AUGACAGAUAAAAUUGAGAUUUUGAAAUUUGCAGGUGAAGACGGUGCUUAUAAAAGAAGACCAUCAAGCUUCAGAGAAUUUAUCAGCUCUAAGCCAGGUGCACGUUUCCCACCAGAAGCAGGUAGAUAUCAUCUUUAUGUAUCUUUUGCUUGCCCAUGGGCACACCGUACUUUAAUCACUCGUCGCCUCAAGGGAUUAACUUCUAUCAUUGGAUUGUCUGUUGUUCAUUGGCAUAUGGAUGACAAAGGAUGGAGAUUUCCUACAAAGGAAGAAUUGAAGUCAUUGAAAACCGAAGACGAUAUUUCAUUAGGUACACCUGAUCAUAAUUAUGAUUUUUCCCGUCUUAGAGAAUUGUACUUUAAGGCUGAACCAGACUAUGAAGGAAGAUUCACAGUUCCAGUAUUGUGGGAUAAGAAGGAAGGUACAAUUGUAAACAACGAAUCUGCUGAAAUCAUCAGAAUGUUAAAUACUGAAUUCAAUGGCAUUUUGCCAAGUGAAUAUGCCGAAGUUAAUCUUGUUCCAAAAGAUUUAGAGUCCCAGAUUGACGAAUUGAACAGUUGGAUUUACGAUAACAUUAACAAUGGUGUUUAUAAAGCUGGAUUUGCAUCCAAACAAGAAGUGUACUCCAAGGAGUGUCAAAAUGUGUUUGAUCACUUGGAUAAAGUGGAAGCCCUUUUGGAGAAAAACCACAAUGGUUCAAAAAAGGGAGAAUUUUUGUUGGGUAACCAAUUGACUGAAGCAGAUAUCAGAUUGUACACAACAAUUAUCAGAUUUGAUCCAGUCUACGUUCAACACUUUAAGUGUAAUAUUGGUAUGAUCAGAACUCAUUAUCCAUACAUACACAAUUGGCUUAGAUUGUUGUAUUGGAAGAUUCCUGGUUUCCAAGAAACCACCAACUUUGAGCACAUUAAGUAUCACUACACUAAGUCCCAUAUCAAGAUUAAUCCAUAUGGCAUAACACCAUUAGGUCCAGUGCCAAAUAUUUUACCAUUGGAAGAAAAGUAA
Candida dubliniensis CD36 is the source of this 1005-nucleotide messenger RNA. It is a transcript of the gene ECM4, whose product is annotated as omega-class glutathione transferase. Bases 1 to 1005 code for a protein of 334 amino acids. Gene Ontology annotation, molecular function: glutathione transferase activity. The transcript is spliced from 2 exons. NCBI's taxonomy places the organism in Eukaryota, Fungi, Ascomycota, Pichiomycetes, Serinales, Debaryomycetaceae. Gene Ontology annotation, cellular component: cytoplasm. The record is from RefSeq and is a predicted model, not a curated record.